This is a messenger RNA of Lodderomyces pseudojiufengensis, 1059 nucleotides long. It is a transcript of the gene DUG3, whose product is annotated as glutamine amidotransferase subunit. Bases 1 to 1059 code for a protein of 352 amino acids. NCBI's taxonomy places the organism in Eukaryota, Fungi, Ascomycota, Pichiomycetes, Serinales, Debaryomycetaceae. The transcript has a single exon. The record is from RefSeq and is a predicted model, not a curated record.
AUGUGUAGAUUUAUGAUAUUUAAAGGAAGAGAACUGAUGGUACUAUCAGAUUUAUUAACAAAACCAGCACAUUCAAUAAUAAAUCAAUCAUUUGAUUCAAGACUACGACUUGAUAUGAGAAAUCCAAUAAAUGGAGAUGGAUUUGGAGUAGGAUAUUAUACAGAACAUAAUGAACCAUGUAUAUUUAAAGCUAUAACACCAGCAUGGAAUAAUGUAAAUUUAAAUAAUUUAUCACAUUGUACUGAAUCUCAUCUUGUAUUUGGUCAUGUUAGAGCUUCAACUCAAGGUGUUUUAUCGGAAACUAAUUGUCAUCCUUUUAGUUAUGGAAAAUUAAUGUUUAUGCAUAAUGGUAGUAUAUCAAGUUUUAAUUUAAUUAAAAAAAAAUUAAUAAAUCAUUUAAAUGAUAAAUAUUUCUUAUAUUUACAAGGUUCAACAGAUUCUGAAUGUUGUUUUGCUUUAUUCUUGGAUACAUUAGAUAAAAUGGGAUAUGAUCCAGAAUUAAAAGAAACAAAAUUUUCUCAUAUUAUUUUAAAAAAGGCAAUAUUAAAAACUAUUGAACUUAUAAAAAUUUGGCAAUUAGAAGUUACAAAUGAACCAUCUUUAUUAAAUUUUGCUGCAACAGAUGGAGAAUCAAUAGUUGUAAGUAGAUACAUAACUUCAAAAACUGAUGAAGCUGCUUCAUUACAUUUUAGUACUGGUUCAAAAUUUUUUGAAUAUCAACCAGGAUUAUUUAAAAUGGAAAGAUUAAAUAGAUCUCAAGAUGUUAUAUUUGUUGCAAGUGAACCAUUAACUUUUGAAAGAGGUGAUUGGUUAUGUGUUCCAACAAAUACUUUAAUUACAAUAACUAAUAAAAAUACUGUUUUAAUGCAUCCUAUAGAAGAUGAAUUUUAUGGUGAAGGUUCAACAGAAAGAUCUUCUGGUUUUGCAAUGAGUAAAGGUUUAAUGGGUGGUGUACCAUCAGAAAAUAAUAAUAAUGGUGAAAAAGAUUCAAAUAUAAUUAGAAAAGUUCCACCAUUAGAAAGAGAAGGUAGAGCUAAUUUAAAAACUACAGUUCAUUAA